AUGUGUCUGGCGGCGCAGUUUCAGAUAUCGAGGCUUGACCCUAACAGCCAGACUCCAGCGACUCCCUCGACAGAGCAUGAUCUCGAGAACAUGGUGGAGACAUUUAAGGACAAAAUUGUGCAAUGUCUGAUUCUGGGGGAAUAUGCCAAAGGUGGCCCGCACGUGCUCGAAACGCUCCUCCUAUACAUUGCAGUUGAGCUCUUCUCUCGAAACGACGCCGAGAUUGGGGUUUGGAUCCUCUUAGGCACCGCGGUUCAGCUCGCAAUGUACAUGGGAUAUCAUAAGGACCCAAAACAUUUUCGAGAGAUGUCGCCUUUUGUGGGAGAGAUGCGAAAGAGGGUCUGGGCAACAAUCGUCGAGCUUGAUAUUGGCAUUUCCGCUCAGAUGGGCCUUCCCCGGCUGAUCAAGCAAUGGCAGACGGACACGGUGGAACCUGCAAAUCUUCAAGACAGUGACUUCAAUAAGACAACCAAGGAGAUGCCUGCAGCUCGGCCAGAGAACGAUCUCACUCCUAUGCUAUAUCGGCUGGUAAAGGGCCGAAUGAUGUCGACGAUCGGCUUCAUCUGGGACUUUGCAGCCAACACAAGGUCUUACACGUACGCAGAUGUCAUGGGCAUGGACACGAAGCUGCGAGGGACCUAUGUCUCCAUCCCCGAGUGCCUCAAAUGGCGAUCAAUGGCGCAAUGCAUUCUCGACUCAUCACAGAUCAUCAUGCAAAAGGUUUAUCUGGAAAUCAUGUACCACAGAGCGAGGAUUGUACUCCACCGGCGGUAUCUCAAUUGUUCGCCGACCAAGACCCCCUACGGUUAUUCCCAACAGGCAUGCCUGGACGCAGCGCUGAAGCUUCUUGAAUAUCAGCAUAUGCUGCAAGAAGAAACGCGGCCGUUCUGUCAGCUGUACCAAGAGCGGUGGCGUGUUACCUCCCUUGUCAAUCACGACUUUCUCUUGGCCACUAGCGUCCUGUGCGCGUACUUGCAGCAGGUCCGUGGGGAGACGGCGACGGCAGGCGCCGAAGGAGGCACCAGCGUUGACACAAUACGAGCAUCCUUACAACGCUCAUACGGCAUAUGGCUCAACUCAAGCAGCUCGUCCAAGGAGGCCCAAAAGGCCGUGAGCGCGUUGAGUGUCAUUCUCGGGUCUCAGGACUCCAUGGACACGAACACCAACAACGAGACGGACAUGUCGUUUGAUCAGCUCCCCGCGUCUCCCGGAACUAGCGUUAGCUUCUACCCCCAGAGUGAGUGA
Alternaria postmessia is the source of this 1245-nucleotide messenger RNA. RefSeq lists its product as uncharacterized. Gene Ontology annotation, cellular component: nucleus. The coding region runs from base 1 to 1245 and encodes 414 amino acids. Gene Ontology annotation, biological process: DNA-templated transcription. Gene Ontology annotation, molecular function: zinc ion binding; DNA binding. Lineage: Eukaryota; Fungi; Ascomycota; Dothideomycetes; Pleosporales; Pleosporaceae. The transcript has a single exon. The record is from RefSeq and is a predicted model, not a curated record.